This is a messenger RNA of Coccomyxa subellipsoidea C-169, 2751 nucleotides long. RefSeq lists its product as hypothetical. The record is from RefSeq and is a predicted model, not a curated record. The transcript has 15 exons. Bases 1 to 2751 code for a protein of 916 amino acids. Lineage: Eukaryota; Viridiplantae; Chlorophyta; Trebouxiophyceae; Coccomyxaceae.
AUGGCAAUCGCAGCGCCGGUGCAUAUGCCUGCGCCUUUGGCCGGCAAGGGGCGGGACUUGCGGCUGGUGUUUUUGGGGGCGGGUCUGGCGCUGUGUGCACACUAUGUUCUUCAGUGGCUGGGCCACAUGCCCUGGUGGCAGCGAAUCUCCCGGCGCUUCAUUUGGUGGCAUGCUGAUGCCCUGCCCUACAGUCCAUACGGAACAUAUGCAGGGGAGCCAGACACCACCACCACAGCCAUGGUGCUCUACUCUGACAAUGAGGAGGCUGUGGAGUGGGUCAACAUGUGUUGGCGGAAGCGGCUGCGCAUCCUGGAGUUCACGAUAGACCACGAGGCCCCAUACUUCUCAAAGAUGCGGCGACGGACCAGCCGCAAGGACUCGGACCUGAAUGGCAUUGUGGACGUGCGCUACACUGGAGGCGCCCGCAUGCUGCUGCUGAUUGAAGUGGGCCAGGGCAGGUGGCGCUUCAAGCUGCCGGUGCUGGUGAGCGACCUGGACUUGGAGUGCAAGAUGUGGAUCAAGCUGCGGCUGGCGCCCAUGUGCCCCUACAUCGGCAGCAUCUCCCUGGCAUUCGUCGGCGCCCCCAACGUCAAAGUCCAGCUCCUGCCCUACAACCGCGUCCGCGUCAUGCGCAUACCCAUCCUCCAGGCGUUCCUCACCAAGCUGUUCACAGUGGACCUGCCAGGCCUCAUUGUCCUGCCCAAGCGGCUAGACAUCAACAUCCCUCCUGCGGUCACAGCCGUCGCUGAAGCUGCAGUCGGGCGCGAUGCGGUUAUGAGGGCUGUGGCAUCCGCCGUCCUGCAGUCGGAGGCUCUUGAGCACAGCCUCAUGGCAGCCUUGCCGCUUGGGCCCCAGUCUGCAGCUGGCGGAGUGUCCCUGCCAGACUCCUUCCAUGGCGAGCUGACGGUGACGCUGCUGGAAGCGCGCAAUCUGCCGGUGUGGGGCUUCCCGUGGCAGUCCAACCCGUACUGCCGCCUGGAGGUGGGCGACCAGUCCUUCCGCAGCCGCCGCGAGGACGACACCAGCCACGCCGGCAGCCACCGCGCGCCCGUCUGGAACCAGGAGUUCCAAUUCCUCGUGGAAAAUCCCAUCAGCCAGGCAACUGUCUCAUCCAGGCUGCACCACACCGUCGGGGUGGUGACCAUCAGGGUCUGCGAUUCUCACAUAACCGGGCGGCCUGAUGUGGGCUAUGUGAAGUUCCCUCUCGUGCGCAUGCCCAGCGAUGGGCGCACCACUGCAUGGCUGCCUGUUCAGUCGAGCGUGCCAGGGCAGAGGGGCCAGGGAGAGCUGCACGUGCAGCUGAUCUACAAGCCCUUUGAGGACGAAGAGGAGGAGACUGACAGCACGUACCAGCAGGCUGAAGCCUUCGCUGCAGCUUCCCAGGACCAGAACAUCACCGACGUCCGCUCUGCUGCAGAUGCCUCAUCCCGAGCGGCGGUGGCAGCGUCGGCGGCCGCGGCUGCGGUGGCCGUCACGAAGGCGGCUGCAGCGCGCGCGGCCGCAAAGGUGCGGCGGAGGGCCGGCAAGGAGCUGGCCGCCAAGGGCGGCAACGGCGCACGACCGGAGUGGUCCAAGGACAACGGCGCUCGGCCGCGCAAGGGGAGGGAGUCCAAGAAUGGGGCACCGCGGGGUGUGUGGGAGAUCAUGGACUCCCUGAAGGACAUCACGCCGGAGGACCUGUUCCCCGGCGUUGCCUACAGCAUCACCGAGGAUGACGGCGACGAGGACAUGCCCUACACCCGCCCCGUCCGCCCCAGGCCCAGGGAAGACUCCGGCAGCGUCGACACCGACAAUGUAGCUGAUGCAGCGAUGGGGGACAUCCGGCGGCGUAUAGUGGAGCGCGUGCCCAGCAUCGGCCGCGGCCAGAUCCUGAGCGCGGACGACGCCCCAGCGCGCGUCGACGCCGGCAUCGAGCUGGAGCUCGGCCCCGCCUCGGACGACCGCGUGCCCAUGCGCACCUGGCCCGAGCAGGUUGACCCAGUGCACGGCCGCGCCGGUAUCUCCACCAGCGGCCCAGGCUCGGGACGAGGCUUUGGUGGCCAUGAGAGCAGCGAGGACGAGAGCAGCGACGACGGCAGCAGCAGCAGCGAGGACGAACACCAGGAGUCUCAGAACGGCAGUGCUCCCCACACGGCAGAGCAGGCUGGAGCCGCAGCCGCGUCUCUGGCUGGCACGUUGCCCCAGCAAGAGCAUGCAGAUGGCGUGGUGGAGGCAGCCACGUCAGCGGACGGCGCGGCGCAAGUGAAGGAGAGUUCAGAGGGAGAGGCUCAACCAAGUGGUGGCUGGCUAGGGUGGGUGAAGGGUCUCAACCCCUGGAAGGGGGAUGACAAAGCAGCAGGGGACAAAGGCGCCGAUGCCCCAGAGGGAGACCGGUCAGCAGACGCGGCUGCAGCGGAUGGGGGGGCACCUGCGGCUGAGGCGAAACAGGAAGAGAAGAAGAGCAGGUGGAGCUGGCUGCCCUGGGUGGGCAGCAUGAAUGAUGACGAAACAAUAGAGGACAUCAAAAAGGCAGCCAAGCGCAGGGAGGCUGAGAUGGAGGAGCUCAUGGUGCCCAACGAUCUCCCCAUUGAAAUGAUUGCAGAGGAAGUGAAGGAGAGCUGGCGUCUCAAGGAGGUCCAUGUGGAGAAGCUGAUGCAGAAGGCCGUGGAGCAGAGUGAGAGGCCAUGGCUGAUGCUGCUGACUUCGUUGUCGGCCCUGUCUGCGCUGUUGCUGGCACUAGUUUUCUGGAAGCUCUACCAGAUGCAGCUGUAG